AUGGCUGCCAUGACAAGCACCGUUGAGGAUUUGAAGAAUGAGCAAGUGCCACAAUGCCUUUACUGGACAGUAGAUCAAGUUGUGGACUGGAUAGAUAACUUAGGAUUUCCGUAUUAUAAGGCUUGCUUUGCAACAAAUUUGAUAAAUGGACGGAAACUUGUCAAUAUCGAGGCUAAAGCUCUACCAAAUAUUGGUAUCACAGAUUUUGAACAUAUCAAGAUAAUCACAAAAAGUAUUCGUGAAAUGUUGAAUCUAGAGGAGCCUGACUGGACAAGAAGCAUCUCACUGCCUCCUCGCAAUGACUUAGGUAUGUACAUAGAAAGGAAGAGUGGAACAGGGAAGAAUAUUGACAGUUUGACAUUUAACAAAUUUCUUCUGGACUUCAAGGAUGCCAACUGGAAACCACCAUUAGCAAACCACUGUCUGAUUCUACCACGAUGUUAGAUUUCGUUAAACCACAGUUAACUGGCAAUAUCACUUUCUGCUCGAUAUGAUGUGAGAGACACAGAUUUUUCAACCACUCAGCAUCUUUAUUGUGAGCAGUGGAUAUAUACUCAAAUGUUAGGUAUUUUAUGACGUAGAGCAACAGUAUACUUUCAACAUGGACCACAGAUUUGUUGACAUUUGAUGGGCAGUGCUAAAAACGAUCAACUUCAGCAUAAUUUCUUGUGAAGCCUAAACUGAUUAAGGCAUCAUUGAAAAUCUCACUCUUUCAAUUAUGCUGUACUAGAUAAGGAAAAAGAGACAUUUUUUAUGCCAAAAGGAACCAAUUUCUCAAUCAUUUCUUUAAAGAGAAAUGUUGCGAUGUUGACAUACUGACUUAGUUUAUUUUGACACUCAUAAAUGCCCGAAAAAAACCCCAAGCUGACCGAAGUCCAUAAUUUCAGGUGUUGGUAAGUUAGUAUUUUUGGAAAUUUGUCCAAAUUUUGUGACCUAGGCUUUAUUUACAAGAUAUAAAUGUAGUAUAUAAAAUCAAACUUAGACAGAAAAAGAGAACUAAGUAAAUACAUUGAAGUGUGGCAGAUCCCAGUUAGGUACUUUACAGCUUAGUUUUGGCUAUAUUACUGGUUGUAUUUAGAAGUAUUCACUGAAAGGAAUGUCUGUUC
Molecule: messenger RNA, 1106 nt
Organism: Ylistrum balloti
Lineage: Eukaryota; Metazoa; Mollusca; Bivalvia; Pectinida; Pectinidae
Product: sterile alpha motif domain-containing protein 15-like
Exons: 4
Coding region: 1-444 (147 amino acids)
Molecular function (GO): protein binding
Source: RefSeq, a predicted model, not a curated record